AUAACGUGUUUAUAAAAACAUCAGCUUCAGUUAUUAACGAGAAAUAACAGCACAUCGUGUAACGUUUAACGUGCGGACGGUUUUCGCUAAAGUAGCUAACGGCUAGCUGACCUGUGUAAACUGGCUUAAACUGGCUUAAACUGGUUUAAACCGGUUUAAUCCGGUGCGUUUGUAGUGAGAAGAGACAGAUAUUCAGUUCAGAGCAGUAAUAAUAGCGUUCAGAAUUUAAAGCCAUGAGACGUUCUGGACUCUUCAUCCGAGCAAAAGAGGAGGAGAAACGAUGGAUGGAGAGAAAGACAGAGAGACAGACAGCUGCAGCUCUGAGUGGACAGGAAGUGAGGGACUUUUAUCAGAGUCUGUGGAAGGAGGAAAAGAAGGAGGAGAGAGAGACACUGAGGAAGGAGGAGUCUAAGGAGGAGAGAGAGACACUGAGGAAGGAGGAGUCUAAGGAGGAGAGAGAGACACUGAGGAAGGACGAGAGGAGGGAGAGACACCGAGGAGGGAGAGCAGGAUGGAGUCAUAGAAAAGGAGCGGUGAAGAAUAGAGGAGGUGAUGUUGGGAACUCGAGCUCGGCGCCCUCCGCAGGCCAUACUGAGGGUUACAGGCUGCUGCGGUGUGCAGAGCAGGGCGACGUGCGGGGUGUGGAGGAGCUCCUGAGACGAGGCUGUGAUGUGAACUUCAGAGACCAGUUUAACUGGACCGCACUGAUGAGCGCCUCCUUCUCCGGGAGAACAGACACGGUCCGAGUCCUGCUCCAAAAGGGGGCGCUGUGGACACUGAUCACUGACACAAAGGGGAGAGAUGCUUGUGAUCUGGCUCGUCUUGCUGGUCAUCAUGAUGUCGUCACCAUCCUGCAGCAGUUCAGAAUCACACACAACUCCCACACUUCACACACUCCUGCUGACCAAACACAAAGCUCUGCUCCCACUCAGUGGUGCGAGGUGUGUGAGGUGUGUUACACAGACAGCACAGACACACACAUCUCUUCCACGCUGCACCAGUUCAACCUGAAGCGUCCUCCGUCACUCCCUAACUACUGUCUCGCUCCCUCCAGCGUGGGCUACAAGGUGAUGCUGCGUUUGGGAUGGGACCCUCACUCCGGCCUGGGACCAGAACACUCGGGACGCCGCGUCCCUGUUAGCACCGUGCUCAAACUCAAUACCAAAGGCCUUGGGUUCGGGCCCAAGCCCAGGUCAAAGGUCACACACUUCAAGGCCAAUGACGUGCAGGCUGUCGACAGGGCACGUAAAAGACGAGAGGAGAGACGGAAUCGAGCGGCGACAGUCAGCGCUAAGGACAGAAAGAGGACAGAGGACAGACAGAGACAGUGGGAGAGAGAUUUCCGCACCUCGUUCAACAUCGACCUCUGAUGCUGAUUUUCAUGCAUCAUCUUUUAUUUAUUGGUGUGAAAAAGGACAAAGUGUUUAAUUUAUAAUGUUUUAUUAAGUUACCUCACAAAGUUAAUUCUGUUCUCACAGUAACACUAACACCACUCAGUGUAGUGCCCUCAGCAUGGGACACGGUCUGGUGAAGGGACAGUGGGCGUGGCCAGAGGGCACUUAGGGCACUCUCACGCUGCACAAUUAAUCAUACAGCCUUCAAUAAUAAUUAAACCACAAGGAAAUAAAAAUAAAAACUACUUUGUUUUUAACCUCA
Tachysurus fulvidraco (yellow catfish) is the source of this 1656-nucleotide messenger RNA. Its product is annotated as G patch domain and ankyrin repeats 1. NCBI's taxonomy places the organism in Eukaryota, Metazoa, Chordata, Actinopteri, Siluriformes, Bagridae. The transcript is spliced from 5 exons. Gene Ontology annotation, molecular function: protein binding; nucleic acid binding. The record is from RefSeq and is a predicted model, not a curated record. The coding region runs from base 234 to 1370 and encodes 378 amino acids.